Phyllopteryx taeniolatus (common seadragon) is the source of this 2982-nucleotide messenger RNA. RefSeq lists its product as uncharacterized. Lineage: Eukaryota; Metazoa; Chordata; Actinopteri; Syngnathiformes; Syngnathidae. Gene Ontology annotation, molecular function: RNA binding. Gene Ontology annotation, cellular component: nucleus. The record is from RefSeq and is a predicted model, not a curated record. Gene Ontology annotation, biological process: RNA processing. The transcript has 24 exons. The coding region runs from base 159 to 2777 and encodes 872 amino acids.
AGAGUGAAAUGCCCCCCCUCCUGAAUAUGGAUGAGCCCUCGAUGGUUACUCACUAAACUCCAGUCGUCUGUGUAUUCCGCCAUGUGGUAGCAUGUUGUUAUUAUCCGCCAUCGUCGCUGCCAGAAUGGUGAAGCAGUAACAAUAAACACACUGUAAAAAUGGCUGACAAAAAGGCAAACACUGUCACUCCAAUUAAAACACUAACAAGGAAGGCAAAAGAAGUGCGAAAGAAAGAGGAGCAAGAAAAGGCAGCUGUUGUUUUUGAAGAAUUUUUAGCGUCAUUUGAGCCCAGCCAGAAGAGUGGAGUGAAAACCUUUGUCCGCGGAGGCAUCGUGAAUGCAACAAAAGAUGAGGAAGCAGCAGAGGUUACCAAAAGUAGGCUUUAUCGACCUCCCUCAAAGUUUGUUCCUCUAUCUGAAGAUGUUCCACAAGCAUCAUCUACAGAGAGCAAAAAGUCUGCUUUUAAAAGAAAGCCAGAAGGAAAGAAGAAGAGUAACCUAGAGCUCUUCAAAGAGGAACUUAAGCUAAUUCAAGAAGAGCGUGAGGAAAGACACAAAAGAAAGCAAAAUGAACCAGCUGGUGGAGGAGGAUACGGACUUCUGGAAUCACCAUUGUUAGGACGACCAACAUUUUAUGAUGACCCAACAGUGCCGACCACCACUAACUUAUACAUCAGCUGCAUAAGUCCAAAGAUGAAUGAGGAGAUACUUUGCAAAGAGUUCGGUAAGUAUGGUCCUCUGGCCAGCGUGAAGAUAAUGUGGCCCCGCACAGACGAGGAGCGCUGCAGGACUUCCAACAGAGCCUUUGUGGCUUUCAUGACACGGAAAGAUGCUGAGCGAGCUUUGGCAGCCCUUGAUGGUAAAGUGAUUAUGGGGUUUGAAAUGAAGCUGGGAUGGGGCAAACCAGCUCGAAUUCCACCUCAGCCGCUGUACACUCCAGCAGGGGUGAGGGCUGCGCCGCCACCCCAGUCUGGUCUUCCUUUCAAUGCUCAGCCAAGGGAUCGCUUUCGAAAUGACUUUACCAAACCCCUGGCCUUGUCCCAAGUAGAUCUCCACAAGACUCUGUCCGAAGCCGUAGUCAAAGUGGUUAUCCCGACCGAAAGAAAUUUAUUAUUCCUCAUCCAUCGAAUGAUAGAGUUUGUGGUGCGUGAAGGUCCUUUGUUUGAAGCCAUGAUAAUGAACAAAGAAAAAAACAACUCAGAGUACAGCUUCCUUUUUGACAACAAGAGUCAAAACCACGUUUACUAUCGCUGGAAACUAUUCUCCAUCCUCCAGGGAGAGUCCCUGACCAAAUGGAGGACCACAGAUUUCCGUAUGUUCCGCGGAGGCUCCCUUUGGAGGCCCCCUGUCCUCAACAGCUACAUAGACUGGGAUGAGGAAGAGGAAGUAGGGGAGGAGGUCGCUUCUCCCGAGGAGGAGGUGAAGAAGGGACAGCUCAGAACCGAGCACAAGCAGAGGCUGGAGGAGCUGCUUCAAGAGCUCACUCCCAGCAGAGGAGACAUCGCCGAUGCCAUGCUCUUCUGUCUUGAACGAGCAGACGCAGCGGAGGAAGUCGUGGGACACGUCACUGAGUCAUUCGCCUCGCCUCGGACCUCCCUUCAGAAGAAGAUCGCCAGCUUGUACCUCGUAUCAGACAUUUUGUACAACUCCAGUGCCAAAGUAGCUGGGGCAUCAUAUUAUCGGAAACAUUUCGAACCAAAGCUAUCACAGAUAUUUGGAGUGCUUCAUGAAGCGUACAAAAACAUACAAGCGAGACUGCAAGCUGAACAGUUUAAGCAAAAGGUCACAAGUUGUUUUCGAGCUUGGGAGGACUGGGCCAUAUAUCCGCAGCCUUAUCUUAUCCACCUUCAAAACAUCUUCCUGGGCUUUGCCAAAGCUGGAGAGGAGUUGACAGAAGUGGUAGAAGAACCUGCCUUUAAACUUGAUGGCGCACCAAUGGCCGGUGCUCUUAUAGACGGGGUGCCUUUGUGCAAAGGGCCAGCGGAUGACCUUGACGGCUGCCCCAUGGGCUGGGACCCUCUGGACGGCAUUCCUGUUGACGACAUAGACGGCGUUCCCUUGGGAAGUGCCAUCGAUGACAUUGACGGAAUGCCACUGGAUGACACCAAGGUGGCUCUCUCCAGAGGACCUUUGUCCAAGUGGGAGAAGACAGCUGAUGAGGGGACUUUCUCGCAAGCCUUGCCGGCGUCCAAGUGGAGCACUGCGUCAAGCAGGGACAAUGACAAUAAAGUGAAUGUAAGUGUCAACUCACUGGAUGGAGGCAACACAGAGAGUGACAGCAGUGAUGACUCUAGCAGUUCCCCCAAACAUGACAACUCACAUUUCCAGAGCUCACUCAGAAGUUUUCAAAUGUCUGAAACCCAAAGAAAAAAGCUGAGGGAGCUGGAAUUGAAGGUUAUGAAGUUCCAAGAUGAGCUGGAAAGUGGCAAGAGGCAGAGGAAGUCUGACAUGAGCAUCCAACAGCAGGUGGAGCAUUACAGGAACAAACUGCUGCAGAAGGAAUUUGAAAAUGAUGACGAUAAGCCUGAGCGAUCGACAUCCAAAUCAAAAGAAAGGCCAACGGAGGACAGAAAGGACAAAAAGAAGAGCAAAAAAAGCGAAGAUGGAGACAGACAACGGAGUCGUGAUUCUGACAAGCGCAACCGAAAAUCAAAUAGCAUCUCCCCUUUAAAGUGUCCCAGACAGUCCAAACGGUCCCGAUCUCCAUCUCCAGAGCGGAGGUCCCGGUCACAGUCCCCACAUCGCUCCCACAAGAAGACAAAGAAGAGUAAACAUUGACUCUCACCUCCAGGCCUGCAAUGGCUAGCCAGGGUCCACCACUCAAGGCGCUCCAUUGUCUUGGUCCCAAACAAAUACCCCCGCAAGAUUCUGCUCUCUUUUGUAACAUAUUUGGACACUAAUUAUAUUUUUCUUUCAUGUUUGUUUACAAAAUAAUUUGAAAUGUACAAUGCGCAAACAUUAAAUCACUCUGUGAUUAUAUGCA